This is a messenger RNA of Dromiciops gliroides (monito del monte), 5229 nucleotides long. RefSeq names its product probable ATP-dependent RNA helicase DDX60. Gene Ontology annotation, molecular function: ATP binding; nucleic acid binding. Lineage: Eukaryota; Metazoa; Chordata; Mammalia; Microbiotheria; Microbiotheriidae. The coding region runs from base 1 to 5229 and encodes 1742 amino acids. Gene Ontology annotation, cellular component: cytoplasm. The record is from RefSeq and is a predicted model, not a curated record. The transcript is spliced from 36 exons.
AUGGCUUCUGUGGACUACAGUUCAAGUACUUCUGAUAGUGAGAGUGAUACUACUGAAGACAGUGAAACCACAGAUACUUUCUCAUCUUUUGAUGAAUCAGAAGAAGAUGAUAUAAAAAACUAUAGUGCCAUUUCAGAUGAAAAGACUCACAGAGAAUUGUCAUAUGCAUUUGAAACUGACAAAGAAAAUCUCAAGGAAAAGGGUCCUGGUGGCCAGAAAUUACAAACCAAAGGAUUAACAGAAUGUAAGGAAUUUCUGAGGAAAUUGUCCAUCUUUAUUUGGAAAAGUCUCACAAAAUCUCAGAAGGUCAGCUUACUUAAGGAUUUUGUUGAGUCUGAAUUUUUUUUGAUUGAUGGAGAUUCAUUAUUUAUCACUUGCAUAUGGAAUAGGACAUUAAAGAAAGGACAAAAUCUUCACUUCUUCUAUCUGGUGGAACAGUUUCUGCAUAAUUUCAACCAAAAGGAAGCCAGAUAUGUAAUUUUUUUCUUUAAGGAUGCAGAAAAUAUCUAUUUUAAUUAUCCUGAACUACUCAGCCUCCGCACUGCAUUGAUAAAGCAUCUAGAGCACAACACGCAAGUUCCCAUUCAUACUGAAUUUUCCAGUUGCUUGUCUCCAGAAUGGGAAAUUUUUCUUAAAGAAAGUUACCCAUACUUCCUAAUUGUCUCAGAUGAAGGAAUAAUAGCUCAUCAAACUGACUAUUUAAACAUAAUAAUAAUUCAUGCUCUUCAGAAGAAAAUCAACGUGGUCCUUGCUUCAGGACAAGAAACAAAUGUCCUCCGAGUUUUUGGCUACCAAGCCCAGAGUUUAUACACUCACAGGGAAUUUUUUGACAAGCACAAAGAAGAAUUACAUCAAGCUCAUAAGGCCAUCAUUAAGAGUUUUCAAGUGUCUCAGGCUACAGAGCUGCUUUUGUACAAAUAUUUGAAGCUGAACUUGGGAAACAUGAAAAAAGAGGUAUAUCAGACAAUGUCUGUACUUAGGAAUAUGUGGCCAGAAGGAGCUGAUAUCAGAAGUACCAUCUGUUCUCUUUCAUGUUCAGUGGUGUUAAAAACCUACAAAAACAUGCUAGAUGGUGUAGAAACCAGUGGGAAUUCAAGGGAAGCUGCGGAAGGGAGCACACACACACAAGGCUAUGCUGAAGCCUUAACAAUGCAAGAAGCAGCUGACCUUUGCAGGAUGCUCUGUUUGAGUGUGGCUUUCCUCCAGCUUUUGCCUCUUUCUCAACGAGCCAAGAGUAGAAUCAUCCAUUGCCAUUGGGAAAAGAAACUUUCACCAUUUUUAAGAAUGAUGAAAAGAUGUGAAUUUUUCAUUUUAAAAGAAAUAAAGGCUACAAAUGAGUGGAAAGUGGAUUUCACCUUCCUGCCUGACUUGACGGAUAAUCUAUUGUGGAAAAAUAUUGCAUACUACUAUGAAGUAGAAAACUGCACAGGAUUAAAUCUUGAAAUGGGUGAGAAAAUCAUGCAAGAAUAUGAGACAAUGUGGAAUACAGUAUUAAGCCUGUCAGAAGGUUAUGAUUUUGGAGGAUCUAUUCCUGUGAGAAGAACUUCUCAACAUUUUCUCAUGCAGAAACAAACAUCUUCUACAGCGUACAAACAUGAGAUUCCUAAAUUGGGGCUUAUCCCACUGAAAUCUCAAUUUGUAGAAGAUUAUGCUGGAGACAUUUUGGGAGACUUACCUUUUCUAAGCAGUGAUGAUCCAGCUAUUACCUCUCUUAGCAAGAAGAAAGAAUUUGAUGAAAGAACACACUGGCAUUCUAACAGACCUCUCAAUGAUGAUUACCAAAAAACCAGGUUCAACACUAAUGCUAAAUCCAGAAACCUCAAAGAACAAAGGGACAUACAGAAACUAUAUGCCUUUUAUCAACAUUUUGGAGAAUCUUUAAAUGGAAGACAUAGUUCAAUGAGGAUUGUAAACCAAGUGACCCCACCACUUCCAACAAAGACUUCUCAUCAAAAGAAAAUAAAAUCCAAGAAGAGUAAUGCAGAUAAAAUCAUUGAAGAAAACAUAAAGAGAAAGCAAGCAGAAAUAGAAAAAAAAGAACAGGAUAGAUGGAAUGUCAUCUCUGUGUCUAUUGAAAAUGAAAUGAAAGAAAAUGUCAAUAAUGGAAUAAAAAUCCUAGAGGAUUUUCUUAGGACUUGUGCAAGUAAUUCUGUAAAAUUCCUGGCUGAAAUGGUAGGAAUGGAAGGCUGUUUUAUGUCAUGGAAAGAGCAUUGCCUAAAUCUACAAGAGAAACCCAAGGAUAUGAGCAUUGCUGUUCAGCUGAUGAAAAGAAUCCACAUAAUCCUUGAAAAAUAUCCACAACUCAUAGGGAAGACACACAGGGAAAAAUUAGCUAAAUGCCUAAAAUACCUUGGAUUUGACAACUUGGCAGACCCCUUGUGUUCCCAGGUGAAACCUUUGGAUACUAAGGACAUUUCCAAGUAUUCAGUUCAGAUGGGAGCAGCUCGGUUUCAACUAAGCUAUAUGGGCCAUUAUUUAUUCCGAGAAGAAAGAAGUGAUCCAGAUCCCAGAGUGCAUCAUUUUAUACCAGACACAUGGCAGAGGGAGCUUCUCGAUGUUGUAGAUAAUAAUGAGUCAGCUGUGAUCGUUGCUCCAACUUCAUCAGGCAAAACGUACGUCUCCUAUUAUUGCAUGGAGAAAAUCUUGAAAACCAGUGAAGACGGAGUAGUUGUGUAUGUUUCACCUACGAAGGCUCUUGUAAAUCAAGUGGUGGGGACUGUCUACAGUAUAUUCAACAAAACAAGGCCUAAAGGAGGUGCAAUGUGUGGUGUUUUCACACGGGAUUACCAUCACGAUGUCAUGAAUUCUCAGAUACUUGUGACUGUACCUCAGUGUUUAGAAAUCCUUUUGUUAUCUCCUCAUUGCCAAAAGUGGGUCAAAAGAAUUAAAUAUGUCAUAUUUGAUGAGGUUCAUUGUCUUGGGGGAGAAAUUGGAGGAGAAGUUUGGGAACACAUCCUUGUUAUGAUCCGAUGUCCCUUUUUGGCCCUUUCUGCCACCAUCAGUAACCCUGAAUAUCUCACAGAGUGGUUAGCAUCAGUCAAAAGAUACUGGCAGAAUUUUGAAAGCACAACAGAAAACUCUACCUCUUCAAAAAAUACCUUGAAGGGUUCAAAGAAACAAAACUUUUCAAAGAGUGAGCAGCCAUCGUACAGAGUUAGACUAGUACUGUAUAAGGAGAGAUACAAUGACCUAGAAAAGUAUGUAUGUUCCCUUGAGGAUGAUGACUUUGUCAUUGGCCAUUAUCACCCAUGUGCUGCACUAACAGUUAAUCAUAUAGAGAAAUAUGGAAUCCCUUCAGACCUAGGGUUUUCUCCCAGAGAAAGCAUACAGCUUUAUGAUGCGAUGGUACGAAUUUGGCCAGAAUGGCCUAGAUUGCAGGAUUUUGAACCUGAAGAAUUCAUCUAUUUCAAAGACAAAGUGGUAAUCACAAAGACAGAUGCAAAAAAAUAUGAAGAACAACUGAAGGAGGAAAUAAUAAACUGGACUCAUGGAGACAGAGACAAGGUGAAUCAGUUAUUAAACUAUCUUAAGCCUCAAACUUUUGACAGUGAAGAAAGAAGAAAGCGGGACAAGUUUGCAGACUUUGUUGAGAAGCUAAAAGAAAUGGAUCAACUGCCUGCAAUAUUUUUUUCUUUUAGAAAAAAGAAUUCAAUGAUUAAAGCUGAGAAAAUUAUUCUCUGUUUGGCUGAAAUAGCAGAAAUAAAGAGAAAAAUUAGGAAGCUUAAUGAAGUUCCUGCUGAAUAUUCUUAUGUGAAUCCCAAUGCAGUGGAUAAUCAUACUUUAUGGAAGAUAUUCCAUAGAAUAAGAUAUGCAAGAAAUAGAGGUAAACUGAGAGCACUGUCCCUUCGGGGUAUUGGAUUUCAUCAUGGUUCAAUGGAAUAUAAAGAAAGACAAGCUGUUGAGAUGCUUUUCAGGCUGGGACAUAUCAAGGUGGUAACAGCUACUGGAUCACUUGCCCUAGGAAUAAACAUGCCUUGCAAAUCUGUUGUCUUCAUAGAAGAUUCUGUCUUUCUAGAUGCCUUGAAUUUUAGACAGAUGUCUGGCCGCGCUGGAAGACGUGGGGAAGACCUUAUAGGAAGUGUUUUCUUCUAUAACAUUCCAACACCUAAAGUUCAGAGGCUUUUAAAAUCCAAUGUUCCACAAUUAAGAGGCCAGUUCCCUCUGCACAUUUCUCUGAUCUUAAGGCUCACACUUUUAGUGAGCAAAGCCGAUGAUAAGGAGGAUGCUAAAGGAAAGGCAUUAUCUGUACUGCAACAUUCAAUGAUGUCCUUUGAUAAACCAAAGAUGAAACACAUGCUGAAAGUAUACUUCAUUUUUUCUCUGCAAUUUCUGAUCAGAGAGGGCUAUCUGGAUCAAGAAUGCAUUCCCAGGGGAUUUUCUGGACUUUUGGCCCAUCUGCACUACCAUGAACCUUCAAACUUUGUUUUGGUCAGUUUUCUUGAGAAAGGAUUAUUUCAUAAACUGUGUCAGCCAAUCAAGCAGAAUGGUCCAAAAGUAUUUUCUGAAGAUGUAAUGGAAACAUUAGUAUUAGUACUAGCAAAUCUUUUUGGAAGAAGAUAUCUUCCUUCCUGUAUGAACAGAUACAAGAAAACUUUCUCUCAAUCAAAGGUUUUUUUAGAUGAUCUCCCAAAAGACUUUGCUGCUGCUGUAGAAGAAUACAAUAACAAAAUUGAGAAUGAUUUUGGUUCUUUCCUCAUUAUGAUUUCUAAGCUGGCUGACAUGCACAAAGAAUACCAGCUACCUCUGUCAGAAAUUGAUUUUUCAGGUGAAGAAUGUGAAGACUCUGAAUUAGUGUCCCAUUUGAUGCCUGGUACUGAGAAUAGAAAUGCUGUUUCACCAUUUGCUUGCCUGUCUGAAAUAUCAGACAAAGAUCUAUUUAAUAUUGAUGUGGUCGAUGAUAUUAUGUUACGCACUAUUGAUGUGCGUGCUGAAAAUGCUCCUUUUCUUUGGUUGAAGAAAUGUGACAGAGAUGGAAAGAGAUGUCAUCUGAAUGCUUAUGCAUUUGAUUUCUACAAGCAUGGCUCUAUGAUGGCGUUGUCACGAGAUAAUUGGAUAAAUAGGGGAGAUGCCUAUGUUCUUAUCAAGGAUUUUACACUUCUUAUACAGUCCAUCAGGAUUUCAUUAGGAGAAUUGUGUGAUGAUGAGCAAGAUGAUGUUGUACUGGCUUUUGGACAACUUAGUGAAGAAUACCAUGACAAACUAUAUAAAAAAAGAACAAAAAAACCAUAG